This is a messenger RNA of Homarus americanus (American lobster), 2986 nucleotides long. RefSeq names its product gastrula zinc finger protein XlCGF57.1-like. The record is from RefSeq and is a predicted model, not a curated record. Lineage: Eukaryota; Metazoa; Arthropoda; Malacostraca; Decapoda; Nephropidae. The transcript has 2 exons. The coding region runs from base 1008 to 2918 and encodes 636 amino acids.
UUUACUGUACCUUACUGUACUGUACUAUAACAUACUAUAAUGUACUUUGCUGUACUAUAAUUGGGGUUAUGCCUUGUUUCCUUAACAUUUACCCAACAGUCUUGAAUGUACUGAAGCAGCAAGUAGGUCACUACCUUUAUGUGCUCCACACUUUCCUCUGACUAAAAAGAUUCUGCCAUUGAAGUACUGUAUGAAUUUAGCAGUAGUGGAGCAGACUGUUUCUAUUAUAGCUGUAUCAAAGACUCUGCCCUCACUCCCUGAGAAAUUCUCACUCCACUGUCUUGCUAACAUCCUAAUUAUUCUUCCUUGUAGAAAACAGAGAAGGUGAAUCUGUUAUUACAAGACUCAACAGAUAGUUUAUGAGUAGAGAUCCAAUUGAUCAAGAUAUAGAUGAUUCAUUUUGUGAGUCAAGUCUUAUAUAUUUUAUUAAUAAUUUUUACCACUUUCAGGUUUUGUAGAGAGUAUUUCUCUUAGCUGGUGCAGUUCACACCUUCUGAACUCUGCUGACAACCUCAGGUCCAGUGGUGUCAGCACAAGAGUGAAAGUAUUCAGUCACCUUUUCUACAGUCUCCUUCAUGUGUCCAGUACCAAGUAUCACCAUCAGCAUCCAGGAAAGUGAACAGUGUUGUGCUAUUUUGCUCAUCCCAAAUAUUCUUAAUAAUGAUUUUAUGGCAGUCAACUAAAGGUGAAUGAACAUUAAGCGAUGUUUGGAGAUACAACUGUAAAAGACGAGGCGCCAUGUAGUACUUUCCUCACAGUCUGUUUAUCUGUCAGCCUUACUUCAUUUUAAGUUAACUCAGAUGAACAUUUUUAUUUAAAUCAUUUGUUUAAUGAUUUGAUGUAAAGAGAAAAUUUCACUGUCACCAUUAACAUUGUUUCAUGGCCAUAUUCCACAAUCUCGUCUGUUAGUUGGUUGGUUUUAUGGCCACACUCCAGUAAGGCCAAGUACAGCCAAGAUGACCACCAUCUGAGAGACCACAAGCCCAAGAUAUUUGGGGAAAGAAACAAUGAAUAUGGAAGGUGACACUGAAGAUCUCCCUCAAGGUUCACAAUGCCAUGAAGAUUUUAAAAAAGACUGUCUUGUAAAGCAUGUGGGAGAUCACCCAUCAGAGACACUUUUUAACACAGGAGAGAAGUUCCAGUGUUCAGAAUGUUCUAGAUCAUUUACUAAAAAAUCUAGUUUAGUACAACAUAUGAGGGUUCACACAGGAGAGAAGUUCCAGUGUUCAGAAUGUUCUAGAUCAUUUACUAAAAUAUCUAGUUUUGUACAACAUAUGAGGGUUCACACAGGAGAGAAGUUCCAGUGUUCAGAAUGUUCUAGAUCAUUUACUAAAAAAUCUAGUUUAGUACAACAUAUGAGGGUUCACACAGGAGAGAUGUUACAGUGUUCACAAUGUACUAGUUCAUUUAUUAAAAAAUCUAGUUUAGUACAACAUAUGAGGGUUCACACAGGAGAGAUGUUACAGUGUUCAGAAUGUACUAGUUCAUUUACUUAUAAAUCUAGUUUAGUUGAACAUAUGAGGGUUCACACAGGAGAGAUGUUACAGUGUUCAGAAUGUACUAGUUCAUUUACUUAUAAAUCUAGUUUAGUACAACAUAUGAGGGUUCACACAGAAGAGAAGUUCCAGUGUUCAAAAUGUACUAGUUCAUUUAUUAAAAAAUCUAGUUUAGUACAACAUAUGAGGGUUCACACAGGAGAGAUGUUACAGUGUUCAGAAUGUACUAGUUCAUUUACUCAGAAAUCUCAAUUAGUACAACAUAUGAGAGUUCACACAGGAGAGAAGUUCCAGUGUUCAGAAUGUACUAGUUCAUUUACUCAGAAAUCUAGGUUAGUUCAACAUAUGAGGGUUCACACAGGAGAGAUGUUACAGUGUUCAGAAUGUACUAGUUCAUUUACUUAUAAAUCUCAAUUAGUACAACAUAUGAGAGUUCACACAGGAGAGAAGUUCCAGUGUUCAGAAUGUACUAGUUCAUUUACUCAGAAAUCUAGGUUAGUUCAACAUAUGAGGGUUCACACAGGAGAGAAGUUCAAGUGCUCAGAAUGUACUAGUUCAUAUACCCAUGAAUCUAGUUUAGUACAACAUAUGAGGGUUCACACAGGAGAGAUGUUCCAGUGUUCACAAUGUACUAGUUCAUUUACUAAAAAAUCUAAUUUAGUACAACAUAUGAGAGUUCACACAGGAGAGAUGUUCCAGUGUUCAGAAUGUACUAGUUCAUUUACUAAUAAAUCUAGUUUAGUUGAACAUAUGAGGGUUCACACAGGAGACACACCAUAUCAUUGUACAAAAUGCAAUAAAUCCUUCACAAAGAAGUGCCGUAUGAUAAGGCACAUAAGAGUUCAUACAAGAGAAAAAUUUCAGUGUUGUGAUUGUCAAAAAUGUUUUCCCAGUAGAGUGAGUCUCACAAGGCAUAGUAGAACUCAUCUGACUUCUUACAGUAAAGUUCAUGCAAAAGAUAAUAAAUGCCACAAAAAAUAUGAUAAUAAACAAAGGCUGAAAAAAUGUGGUGAGGAGAAGUCAGGGAGUGGUAGGAGAUUCACCCAGAGGAACCACCACCUUGGUGCUCUCGGGAGCCACACAACAGAAAAACGAGCGGGCAAUGACCUGAACAGUCCAGAGCCGAGCCACAAUAAUUGUCGGGAACUGCCCACUUCCUCUCAUAGUGAAGAUGAGUAUAGCCUCUCUUACCAGUGUAAGACAAAGGCUGUGUGUAAACUAGCAGAUAAUGACCUUGUAGUGAGUAGAUCAACACAUUUCAUAGACUGGUCAGGUCAUGGAGUUAAAGAUGAACCUGUUGAUGGUCAACCUUCAAUCUUAAGUAUAUCAGAAGAUCCACUUCAAUCUGAGAUGGUUCCUCCAUCUUCUAUAAAAUUAGAGAGCCUUAAGGAGGAAUUUGAGUUUCUUGAGGAAGAAUUGUGAAACCUUAUUAACAUAUUGUGUGUAAUGCAAGCUUGUGUAUGUUUAUAUUAAUAAAUAUAUACUGAGAA